Molecule: messenger RNA, 1316 nt
Organism: Daucus carota subsp. sativus
Lineage: Eukaryota; Viridiplantae; Streptophyta; Magnoliopsida; Apiales; Apiaceae
Product: 29 kDa ribonucleoprotein A, chloroplastic
Exons: 4
Coding region: 209-1045 (278 amino acids)
Biological process (GO): chloroplast rRNA processing
Cellular component (GO): chloroplast thylakoid membrane
Molecular function (GO): mRNA binding
Source: RefSeq, a predicted model, not a curated record
AAAAUGGGUGCAGAGCAAUGAAGCAGCAGAACAGUAAGUCUAAAACGAUGAUGCAGCCCUAAUUGCAUCCACCUUUGGUAGCAUUGUUAAACCACAGAAAAUAUCUCUUAUCCUCUCCCCCUAUCCUAUCUUAUAUACCCCCUCCCUCUUCACUUUCCUCUUAAACCCAGAAGUUGUAGCAGCCGCCUCAUCAUCUUCUCACCUCAAAAUGUCUGUCUCCACCACUUCUUCUCUUCACUUUCUUUCACUCACCCCCAAGACCCUCUCUUUCUCUCCCUCUUGUUCAUCUUUCAAAGCCCUUUCUUUCUUCCCCAAGUCUUUUGCUGCUUCCUUAUCUUCUUGCUCUUCUUCUAAGCUCUACAGAGCUGCUCUGCCCUUGAAGGUGGCUGUUUCUUCUGACUUUGGGUUGGAUGAGGAGGAGGGUGCUGCUGCUUUGUCUUCUGAUGUAGAUGAGGAUGUUGAUGACAGGAGCUUCUCCCCUGACCUCAAGAUUUUUGUGGGGAAUUUGCCUUUUAGCUGUGACAGUGCCCUUCUUGCCGGUCUUUUUGGGCGUGCUGGGACUGUUGAAAUGGUUGAGGUUAUUUAUGACAAAAUCACUGGAAGAAGUCGGGGAUUUGCAUUUGUGACAAUGUCAACUGUUGAAGAAGUAGAAGCAGCUGUUCAACAAUUCAAUGGCUAUGAACUUGAUGGAAGACCAUUGAGGGUGAAUUCUGGACCACCACCUCCCAGAGAUGAAAACUCCUUUAGAGCACCCAGGGGUGGUGGAAGAAGUUUCGACAAUACCAACAGGCUCUAUGUUGGAAACCUUUCGUGGGAUGUUGAUAAUGUGACACUUGAAUCCUUUUUCAGUGAGCAAGGAAAGGUUUUAGAUGCAAAGGUGGUCUAUGACAGAGAAAGUGGGAGAUCGAGGGGCUUUGGAUUUGUGACUUAUGGUUCUUCGGAUGAGGUCAAUCGUGCAAUUGAUAAUUUGAAUGGAGCUGACCUUGAGGGGAGGCAAAUUCGCGUAAGUGUUGCUGAGGCUCCACCACCAAGGCGCCAAUAUUAAGUAAUAAAUCCAUCUGUGCCACACCUUCGACCAGAAAAUGCAGUUAUAGUAGGUAUUCAAUACUUUUGUGUUAUCAACUAGAGAAGAAAGGGCUACUGAAGGCGCACUUAGUUUUGUAAAAGAUGACAUGCCUAUGCGUGCAUAGUUAAUUGCUAGAGUUGUUUUCCGGCAUAUCAUCUUUUUGUAAAAGUGAUAAUAUCUCCAUUGUAGGCACAGGACAAAGCUACUGAUUUCUUUUUAUCCUAAAUAUAUGUCAAAUGAAUCUCCCAGA